Messenger RNA from Dreissena polymorpha, 723 nucleotides. Its product is annotated as perlucin-like. The transcript has 5 exons. NCBI's taxonomy places the organism in Eukaryota, Metazoa, Mollusca, Bivalvia, Myida, Dreissenidae. Bases 132 to 599 code for a protein of 155 amino acids. The record is from RefSeq and is a predicted model, not a curated record.
CACGCACAUUAUGCUAUCAGCGUGUUAAUAUGGUCGUAACGUGAUCAAGAUAGGAGACGAGUUUUGUCAGGUCAUUUUAAAUUGUAUGGAGAGUUAAAUUACAGCUCGUGUACAAAAAACCGCAUGACAAAAUGGGGCUGUUCUGCGUGACUAUGCUUUGUGUUAUUCCACUUUGUGUCGCAGUUUGUCCAAAUAGUUGGCUGAGGUACGAGCAGUCGUGUUACCAUGUUGGACACACAUCUUUCAACUUUCUUGAUUCGCAGAGACACUGCGAACAUUAUGGUGCCUCGCUUGUAAACCUCGAGACCAGAGAUGAGAUAGCUUUUCUCAGAGGCUAUUUGAUGCUUUUGAGUGACCAAAAGCACUGGAUCGGACUCUCAGACGAAGAAACUGAAGGUAUCUGGAAAUGGUAUCCCUCGGAAAAGCGAGCAAACGUUACUGAUUGGCAGCCUAAUGACAAUGAACCCAACGGUGGUAUUGCGGCUAACUGCGCUGCAAUCUGGGCCGGUUACAACUACCAUUGGGUUGACGAUUCUUGUAGUGAACGGUAUCCGCCAGUAUGUGAAUUAGUCGAUGAGCAGGCGGUGAUUGUCGGUUGAUCUCAACUCGUCUAUACUUCCUUCGGUGCAUUGUUAACCAACAUCUGAAACAAAUUUAAAAUACAAUUCAUAUAAUUCAAAAUAUUCUAUGCUUGUCAUGUACAUAAAUUAUAUUUCCAAUGUG